AGCAGGGCGUUGUUGAGCAUUACAAUCCCUAGAUAAAUACCAGGGACUUUUCAUUGCAACACAGAUAAAAGUUUGACUGUAACUGUAUAUAAGAGCUGGUCUUUGUUUUGUUCAGCAGCUCCACACAGGACGGCUGAAGAUCAUUCGACAGCAGGUCAUCAUCAUAUUUCAUAUCUGCAACAUCUCCACCAUGAAGAUGCUCACUGUGACUUUGUUUGUGUGUGCCAUGAUGGUGCUGACCCGAGCUACCCCUCUUCCACAAACAGAGGACCAACCUGAGCCAGUGGAAACUACAGUAAUAGCUGUUGAUCCUGUGCCAGUGGAAACUACGGUAAUAGCUGAACCUGAGCCAGUGGAAACUACAGUAAUAGCUGUUGAUCCUAUGCCAGUGGAAACUACGGUAAUAGCUGUUGAUCCUGUGCCAGUGGAAACUACGGUAAUAGCUGAACCUGAGCCAGUGGAAACUACAGUAAUAGCUGUUGAUCCUAUGCCAGUGGAAACUACGGUAAUAGCUGUUGAUCCUAUGCCAGUGGAAACUACAGUAAUAUAUGGUGAUUAUUUUGAUGAUUGGACAACAGAACGAACUGAUGCAGAUGCAGAUGAUGAUUCUGGGACAGAUGAAUCUACAGAAGGAACUGAUGAAGAUGCAGAUGAUGAUUCUGGGACAGAUGAAUCUACAGAAGGAACUGAUGAAGAUGCAGAUGAUGAUUCUGGGACAGAGGAAUCUACAGAAGGAACUGAUGAAGAUGCAGAUGAUGAUUCUGGGACAGAUGAAUCUACAGAAGGAACUGAUGAAGAUGCAGAUGAUGAUUCUGGGAAAGAGGAAUCUACAGAAGGAACUGAUCCAGAUGCAGAUGCCAAACCUGAGACAGAUUAAAUGAAACGCAGUGUGAUGCUUGUCUCCAAUCAGUCUGCAGCGGUAUUCUGAUGUGAUUCCUGGGCUGAAACAGAGGCAUGGUCGAGCUGUACAAAGCACAAACACCUGGUCGAUGUGUUUUCAUGCUAUAAGUCUCAUGUAUAACCUGUAGCAUCAUUAUCUCAUAUUACACCUUUCUUUUUCUGUCGCUGUAACGCUACUUAAGGAAUGAAGCGGCAAGAAACAUAAACAGGAGCUGGAUUGUUCCUGAGGCCUUGUGUCUUGAAUAAGAGCAAACUGAAUGUGUUAUGAAUGAUUUUAGCACAGCCUUAUUCUGCAGAGUAACCUGUUCUUUCUUGUCUCUUGCAAAUUAAAAAGCUUAAGCAUUGAAAAA
Messenger RNA from Micropterus salmoides (largemouth bass), 1250 nucleotides. RefSeq names its product secreted acidic protein 1A-like. The record is from RefSeq and is a predicted model, not a curated record. The coding region runs from base 191 to 877 and encodes 228 amino acids. NCBI's taxonomy places the organism in Eukaryota, Metazoa, Chordata, Actinopteri, Centrarchiformes, Centrarchidae. The transcript has 17 exons.